Molecule: messenger RNA, 645 nt
Organism: Anopheles coustani
Lineage: Eukaryota; Metazoa; Arthropoda; Insecta; Diptera; Culicidae
Gene: lin-52
Product: protein lin-52 homolog
Exons: 4
Coding region: 211-516 (101 amino acids)
Biological process (GO): regulation of DNA-templated transcription
Cellular component (GO): DRM complex
Source: RefSeq, a predicted model, not a curated record
GACGUCAAAAAGUCGUAUGGAAAAUUGCUUCAACAGUUCAACCAACGCUUACAUUUAUUUGUACUGAAUUAGAUUGUUUUUUACAUUUGAAAUCCAAGUUUAGUCAAUUUUUUCUAUAUUCUGUGGUCUAUUGGUUGAGAAGUUUCACAAAAAGUCUAAUUCAAGUGAUAUAAACAUCCCACUUGGUUGGUGGCAUAAAGUCGUUGGAAAAUGCCAAACAAGUACAACCAAACUAUCAAGGACGAAUACAUGGAACUGGAGGCCAUGGAGCAGGAGGAUUCGCCACAAAUGUGGCACGCGAACGACCCCGACCUGGCGCAACAACCAUGGAUGAAAGGAUUCACUCAGGAAGAUAUAAAUGCAAUGUAUCAACUUGGUGCAUUGUCCAAGAAUGGACUGAUCGUCGAGAUAAAGAAAAUAUUCGACCAAGCCUACAGCAUCGGACUACAAGAAGCAAAAGAGUUAUCAAAAGGUAAAAGCUUGGAUAUCUUCGCCAACACAUCGCGGCGUAAAUGAAACCAUUCCUGCAAGGGAUCUAGAAGAAUUAGUCAAACUGUCUCGUACGAACAGCACAGACUAAAAUAUCGUGUAAAAUAAAACAAGUGUAACAAACCGGUAAAUUUUAUUAUAAUUAAAAUUGGUUUC